Molecule: messenger RNA, 4915 nt
Organism: Drosophila busckii
Lineage: Eukaryota; Metazoa; Arthropoda; Insecta; Diptera; Drosophilidae
Gene: sff
Product: serine/threonine-protein kinase BRSK2
Exons: 16
Coding region: 644-3265 (873 amino acids)
Biological process (GO): protein phosphorylation; intracellular signal transduction; microtubule cytoskeleton organization
Cellular component (GO): cytoplasm
Molecular function (GO): protein serine/threonine kinase activity; ATP binding; tau-protein kinase activity
Source: RefSeq, a predicted model, not a curated record
AUAAAAUCAAAUACAAAUACAAAUACAAAGAAAAAGUGCAAAAGCUUGGCUGUAGUCGUGUGGUACGUGUUUUAUUUAUUGGCCAGCUGCAUUGUGUGGGUGCAAUGGCAACAUUCACCCGGAAGUGAUUUGUAUAAGGCAAGAGUCGCUGAAAUUUCACACCGACACUACAAAAUACCCAACAGCACCCCCCGCUCCCCGCCAGCAACGACGACGCUACUGCCCACGCAAAGCAGCAAAGCAAAAAGACAAACGGAAAUUGUUGCCAGAAUCGUUUGCUUGCAAUGAAGACAUGUGAAAAUUACAACAAGCAGCCAAAAGUUAAUUAAUGCUGCGCCAUUUGCAACUGCAACCAAGUGCGCGCCAGCUACAGCAAUAAAAAGUUGAAACAAAAGUAAUUAAAAGCCCAGCAACACACUAACGCUUAACGGCUAACGGAGUGGAGCAGAGCAUGCGACAAGCAGAUUGCUGAGUUGCGGCAAACAGCAGCGACCACGUAGCACACAACAGUUGAUUGAAUGGCCAAACGCCAGCUGACGCUGCCUGCCACAAACAGCUAUCAGCUAAUAAGUAGCUAACAGCCCAGAAAAACCGGAUAGAGGACCAAAGAGCACAAGGCCAACGCCACAGCACAGCCGACAACAUGCAAAAGGAGAACAAUGUGGCGGCAGAGAACUGCCAAUUCGUGGGGCCCUAUCGCCUGGAGAAGACGCUCGGCAAGGGUCAAACGGGUCUUGUCAAGUUGGGCGUGCAUUGUGUAAUGGGCAAGAAGGUUGCCAUUAAAAUAAUCAAUCGCGAGAAACUCAGCGAAUCGGUGCUAAUGAAGGUUGAACGUGAAAUUGCCAUUAUGAAACUAAUCGAUCAUCCGCACGUGCUUGGCCUGAGCGAUGUGUAUGAGAAUAAGAAAUAUUUAUAUCUGAUAUUGGAGCACGUAUCUGGUGGCGAGCUCUUUGAUUAUUUGGUUAAAAAGGGUCGACUAACGCCCAAGGAAGCGCGCAAGUUCUUCAGGCAAAUCAUCUCCGCUCUCGACUUUUGUCAUUCACACUCCAUAUGCCAUCGCGACUUGAAGCCCGAGAAUCUGUUGCUAGACGAGAAGAAUAAUAUCAAGAUAGCGGACUUUGGCAUGGCCUCGCUUCAGCCGGCUGGCAGCAUGUUGGAAACUUCUUGCGGAUCUCCACAUUACGCAUGUCCCGAAGUCAUAAGGGGCGAGAAGUACGAUGGACGCAAGGCGGACGUUUGGUCAUGUGGUGUCAUACUCUAUGCACUGCUUGUGGGUGCGUUGCCCUUUGACGACGAUAACUUGCGACAGCUGCUGGAAAAAGUCAAACGCGGCGUCUUUCACAUACCGCACUUUGUGCCGCCCGAUUGCCAAAGCUUGUUGCGUGGCAUGAUUGAAGUGAAUCCGGACAGGCGUCUAACGUUGGCUGAAAUAAAUCGGCAUCCUUGGGUCACGGCUGGCGGCAAAGGUGAACUCGAACUGGAGCUGCCCAUGAUGGAGGUAGUGCAGACACAUGUCAUACCCACGGCAACGGCUGUGGAUCCGGAUGUGCUUAAUGCCAUAUGCUCGCUGGGCUGCUUCAAAGAGAAGGAUAAGCUCAUACAGGAGCUGCUCAGCGCCACUCACAAUACCGAAAAGGUUAUUUACUUUUUGCUGCUGGAGCGAAAGCGACGCCGGCCCGCGCUGGAGGAUGAUGAGGAGAUAGCGCAAAAGUCGCGCAGCGAGCUGGAGGCAGUGGAUCCGCCACGCAAGCGACUCGACAAGUGCCGUAUCAAUGGCACCAACGGGCCCAGCUAUGGACAGAUCUCGGAGGGUUCACCGCUCACGCCGCGACGUCAGGCCUUCAACUUCCGUUCGUACAGCAGCACGCGCAACCAUCAGCGUCGCUCACCCACAACUGUAUCCUCGUCUGUGCGCAGCUCGUCAUAUCACAGCCCCACGCGCUGCAAUUCGCCCAUGAGCUCCACACAACAGCAGGCCAAUGCCAUAUCGCGGCCUUCCUCGCCAGCGGCGGGCACACGCCAUUCAACCUAUGGCGAUCGCGACCGCUCUGGAUCGGUGCAUCAUCCGUCGGUCAGUCGAACGCCUUCGCACAGCUCACAGAAGAGCAUCGAGGGCGAUGUGGUUGUGGUGCGUGAGCCGCGUCUUGAGCGACGGGACUCGACGCGACAGUCACAGGAUCGUGGCAUGGGCAACGGCGAACGCAGCUCUAUGCGCGAUAGGGAUCGUGGAGAUUGCAUGGGACCGCCUGGUAGUCCGGGCGGCAACUCUGUCAACCAUUCUUCAGCAGCGUCGCCGUCAGUGCAUCAUCGCGCCAACUCAGGUCCGACCAUUGCGAUUAGUAUGUUCCACGAUCCAGAUUCGAAUAGUGUUGUGAAUCCUAAUGGCUCGCCAAUGAUGAACAAUAGCAAUGCCGGCAUGCCUGGCUCACCCUGCAAUACACCUGGUGGUCAACUGUGGAAGACGCGACUGACCAAUAUCAAGAACAGUUUCCUGGGCAGUCCGCGAUUCCAUCGCAGAAAAAUGCAAGUCUCUGCUGAUGAGGUACAUCUAACUCCCGAAUCUUCGCCGGAAUUGACAAAACGAUCUUGGUUUGGAAAUCUAAUAACCACGGAGAAGGACGAAACCUUUACUAUACUAGUCAAAGGCAAACCUAUUGCUACAGUUAAAGCGCAUUUGAUUCAUGCAUUUUUAUCUAUGGCUGAACUAUCGCAUAGUGUAGUAUCGCCUACUUCCUUCAGAGUGGAGUAUAAGCGCAAUGGCAAUGGGCCUGUGAUGUUUCAACGCCAUGUUAAAUUUCAGGUGGACAUUAGUGCCAUAUGCAAACAAGGUGAUAUAGCGGAUAUGCUGUUCGCUCUAACUUUUACGCUACUAUCAGGCAAUAUACGCCGUUUUCGUCGCAUUUGCGAGCACAUACAGUCUCAAGUAUGUUCGAAGCGUUUCCCAGGUCCCAGCAGUCCGCCAACGGUUACUUCUGUAACGCAGGCAGUCUCGGAAAGCUCCUCAUGUGGCUCCGUUUCCAGCGAACGACUGUCUUAUAAGCGACAAGUGAUUGAAAAUGAUGUGGAAAACGAUUCCAUAUUUUCAUAUAAAACUGGCAAUGGCAGGCGCGCCUCAACCACAAACAACAAUAAUGCCAAUCCCGUGGAUAUACCAGGCAGUCCCAUUGCAGUGCGGUCAAACUCCGAGACAGCUGAGCAUGAACGCAACCGGGAGCUGCAGAGUGAGCGCCAGGCGACAACUAUGUCCGGUAGUGCAAUCGCAUGAGAAUUAUUUCUCUGAUUUAGUUACAUUUUUCCCAAGAAUAUUUGUUUUGAUACUCUACGCAAUACAACCAAAUACGCUAUAUACUAGAAAUACUCAAAACUCAAUGAGAAACGAAUAUAAACUGUAACAGUAUUUCCAACUCAAACACACACAACUGUCUGAACAUUUUCUGCAACUAAGCAAGCAAUAAUAGUUUAAUAAAUAGCAGGCCUGAAUUAAUUCCAAUCAUUAUAAUCUUCAGCUAACGUUUAAUGAAAUAGCGCAUUUGCCAGCUGCUGCAGCUUUUCAGCUAAACUUUUGAUUGUCUUAAAAGUAAUUUUGAAACAUUUAUUUUUAAUGAGUUUCUUUUUUAUGGACAUUGUUGCCGCCGCGCCUAAAAAUAUACACUAAUACACUAAACCAACUCGAAAGUAAAACAAAAAACACCGUGUAGUAAAUAAAUACAAAAUAUUUGCAAAUUAUUGAUCAUGCAAACAGUGUUUACCAAAAGUUUUUGAAUACGCUUUAGCUUAAGGCUCAAUGUUAUUAUAGAGUUUUUUCAUAAAUCUAGUCUAAGCUUGAUGCUAAAAAUUAAACUAAACGCUAAUAAUUUGUAUAUUGUGUAAAAAACCAAAAAUUAUAUUAUUCACAAAGAAUGCACUGAACAAAAUCCAAAAGAAGAACGAAUUCCAACAAUUUUUUAUAUAAUAAGCGUUGCUGUUUUUCUAAGCUAGAUCAACAAAAACCAAAAACAACAAAGUACUCAACAACGCAAACUAUUUUUCCUAAAGACAAACCUAAUGAAAAUAAUGAAUAAUGGCAGACUUGAAAGUAAAAUGUGCAAGCAGGACGAUCAUGAAUGUGUUGUGUGGUAUGAUGAACAGAUUAAGUGUUCAGCAAUAUGCAUACGUAAGAAAUUAAAUCAUAAAUUAUAUAAACAGUGGGUAAAUUGUAUAAAAACAUAAGCAGUUAAGUGAGUAGAUUGUUCAAGCAGCCGAGCUGUGCGUCUAGCGAAAAAAUUAAAAUCCAAGUAUAAUAUUUGACUUAAGCAUUUUUGUAUUAAUUGAGAAAACUUCUUAUAGAACCACAUGCUUGGGUUAGUUCCAGCAAGCUGUCCACAAAUGCACAAAUAACUCUUCUUAUAACUAACUAACUAAAAUAUCAGCAAAUGUUUUUUUUCCAAAGUAUCUUAAGCAUAACUAGAUUCGAACGUACAAUUUUGAAUAAUUUCAAUCAUGCAUUAUACGAUAUGUUGCAACUAAAAGACUUGAUGAAAGAAUAUGAAGCGAAAACAAAAGCAAAAGCAAAUCCAAACAAAAACCGUCCAUUUUUCCAGUUUAAACUAGAGAGCGCUCAGCUCGGCGACUUGAACAAUUCGUAUAUGAGAGCAAGGUAUUAAAACCAAUAUGUAUGUAUAGUAGAUAUAUACACUGAAGAAAACUGUAAAACAGCAAUAACUAGCAACAAACAUUUGAAUUUUUGCAGCAUACACAAAACGUGAUUAGAUUAAAUAAAUAUAUACUAUAUACCGCAUUAAAUACAUAAUAAAAGUUAACGAUUUACUACAUAGCAAGAAAGAUAUAAAACUUAAGCAGUUUGCAUUACAUUCUAAUUAGCGAAAAAUGUAAAAAGUAACAAAAUAUACAAUAUAUGUAAUCAUUAUGAUAAAAA